UCCUGUGGUGGGCAGGGUCGCUUGUGUUGACUAACAUUCGUUCUCUCUACUAGGGCGCGGGACAUUUUAUAUUUACGAGGCAAAAAGAACGAUAAAUAAAUUGUUACAGCUUGCUUAAAGAUAUAGGAAUACAUCAGGAAGGAUUAAACAUCAGUAUUAAAUGCAAAUAUGGGUUGCUGCCUGACUGUUGGACCGAAUGAAGCGCUCGUUGUAUCAGGUGCCUGUUGUGGAUCAGAUGAGAAGAAAUAUGUGGUGGGAGGCUGGGCGUGGGCAUGGUGGUGUAUAACAGACACUCAAAGAAUUACACUAGAAAUUAUGACACUACAGCCCAAGUGUGAAGAAGUGGAGACAGCGGAGGGAGUCGCCAUCACAGUCACAGGAUGUGCUCAGAUCAAGGUUAUGACUGACCAAGACUUGCUGGCUGUUGCCUGUGAACAAUUUCUUGGAAAGUCUGUCAUGGAAAUCAAGGGUGUUGUUCUCCAAACUCUGGAGGGACAUUUACGGUCAAUCUUAGGCACCUUAACAGUGGAGCAGAUCUACCAGGACAGAGACCAGUUUGCCCAGCUUGUACGGGAGGUGGCAGCUCCUGAUGUGGGUCGGAUGGGCAUCGAGAUUCUCAGCUUCACCAUAAAAGACGUCUAUGAUAAACUGGACUACCUGAGCUCACUUGGAAAGACACAAACCGCAGCCGUCCAAAGGGACGCAGACAUCGGCGUGGCCGAGGCGGAGAGAGAUGCUGGGAUUAGAGAAUCAGAGUGCAAGAAAGAAAUGAUGGAUGUGAAGUUCUUGGCAGACACUAAAAUGGCCGACUCUAAGCGAGAGCUAGAACUGCAGAAAGCCUCUUUCAAUCAAGAAGUGAACACAAAGAAAGCAGAGUCUCAGCUGGCCUAUGAACUGCAGGCAGCUAAAGAACAGCAGAAGAUCCGGUUGGAAGAGAUCGAAAUUGAGGUGGUGCAAAGGAAAAAGCAGAUUACGAUCGAGGAGAAAGAGAUUGAGAGAACAGAGAUGGAGCUGGCUGCUACGGUCAAGCGUCCUGCUGAGGCAGAAGCUUACAAGAUGCAGCAGCUGGCCGAAGGAGAGAAGUUGAAGAAAGUGCUGAUUGCCCAGGCAGAGGCCGAGAAGAUCAAGAAGAUCGGUGAGGCAGAGGCCUUCUCCAUCUCAGCUAUAGGAAAAGCUGAGGCAGAGAGAAUGAGGCUGAAGGCCGAGGCCUACCAGCAGUACGGUGAAGCUGCCAAAACGGCCCUCGUCCUAGAAGCACUGCCCAAGAUCGCUAGCAAGGUGGCGGCUCCUCUGGCCAGGACCAAUGAGAUUGUUAUUCUAAGUGGGGAGGGCGGCCGCGUGACCGGCGAGGUCAACCGUCUGCUUGCUGAACUUCCCGUGUCCAUUAAUGCUCUCACGGGUGUGGACCUGUCAAAGGUUCCUCUGUUGCAGAAGUUAACAGGUGCUCAAGCAUGAAGGCAAUUCGUCCCAUCUCCUCCGUGAUCUGUUGUAUGCACUCACUGAAACUGCCUUUAGAAUACUUGGAAGAUCUUUUGUUUUUACUGGAAAAACAUCAAACGAAAACAAAACAAAAACAGAUUUUUGAUACCUCUGGUGCCUUAAUGUUUUAUAGGACCAGAAUAUCUGCAUGCACUGCUGCUUCCAUAUUCCACAAUUCAUAGUUAUUUUUUAUUCAUUUGCCUUUGCAUGCAUCUGCUGGAGACAGCAAGUCAGAGACCAUGCAAUAUUGUUUUUUGUUUUGUAGUAUGUUUUAUAUUUUCUUUGUGGUAUCAUCACAUUUAUUUAAUAAAAUCUAACCUGUCAUACUUUUUUAUACACUAGACUAGAGUGACACUUCAGCACUUCCUACGGUGAUUUAGCUUUAGAUUACAAUCAAAUAGUUUGUUGGUUAAAAGUCUUUCAUUAUUUUAAUUUGUUGUAGGACAUCUAUUUAACAAAAAAGCAGUUUAUUUUACUAAUCCUGCCAUGAUUUAUAACAAACAUUCAGGAAGAUGUAAGCUGUAGAGUAGCAUUUUACAGUAGAGCUGUCUGGCAGUAGCACUGCCUUACGGGUAAAUAUCGGUGUCAACUUAGAAUAGCUAAGUAGUUUUUUACUUUAAAAUGUUUCACAUGCCCUUUAGAAACUGAUUCAGUGACAACAUUUUUACAUAGGUUUUCAGAGCUCAUCACUCUGUGGCACUACUUUGCCUAUACAUUUUUACAAUCUAUAUGUGUUUUAUUUUUGUUAAAUAAUUUGGACAAAAUUUGUUAGGUUAAAUUGAGUUAUGAAAUAUUAUCAUUUAUUGUUAACAGACUGUCUGGAUAUCUGAUCAGUUUGAUGCUUUUGAGCCAUUUUUUUUUAAUCUCCGAUGACAGUCGAUAUGCAUAGUGAAACCUUUUAAAGAUAUUAACACAAAUUACACUUGAUACAGUAAUUGUUAAUAUCUGUCAUCAUCAGAGAAAUUGAAUUGACCUUUUAUGGAUGAUACCAUCCUUUUCUGUAUAGUUUAUCUAGUUUGUGUACACUGUGAAAGUUAACAUUACCUCUUUUCUUCUACUUUUUGAGAGUGAGUGACAAUUUGCAAUAGAGAUUUUAAUAUGUUUGUACUUUUACGGUGUAUUGUAUGUGUUUUGUGUUGUUAUGGGGCUGUUACUUUUCCUUCCGUUUAUUUUUCAUACACUAACAUACGCACCAGUUGACAAAGCCGGGAGGUUGUUGUCUUUUUUAUUUUUUUAUUUGUGGUAAAAAUGUAUGUUUUAUUGUUUUUUAUUUUAUUUUAAAGUGAAUAAUAAGCCCCUUAUUUUCCUGACGAAACAGUUUAAAUCAAACAAGGAGUUCUGAGUUUUCUGACUUAAAGUAUAAAACCUCAAUUUUUUUAAAACCCAGUUUUAUGUUCGACUUAUUCAGACCUGUUAAAGCCAUGUCACAUUUAACCAUUUAGCAUUAGAGCACCAGAGACUGUUCCGUUAUUGUGCUUUGUAUAGCAUUGCUAUAAAUGUACUGUAUUGCUGUGUAUUGGAUAAACAUAGGAAUCUUAAAACUGAUUAAGAGGACAAAGCAAAGCUUUUGUGGGUUAUUUAAUAAACACACUAAUCCAAAUGCCAUUGACAAUGCAGGGGGAGAAGUUUUAUACAUAAUUUACACAAAUGUCAGCAUGUUUAUGGUGCAUGUACCUCCAAAUACAAUAAAUGUAAUGUGAACAUG
This is a messenger RNA of Paramisgurnus dabryanus, 3184 nucleotides long. RefSeq names its product flotillin 2b (gene flot2b). Gene Ontology annotation, cellular component: plasma membrane; cytoplasmic vesicle; flotillin complex. NCBI's taxonomy places the organism in Eukaryota, Metazoa, Chordata, Actinopteri, Cypriniformes, Cobitidae. The record is from RefSeq and is a predicted model, not a curated record. Gene Ontology annotation, molecular function: protease binding. Gene Ontology annotation, biological process: protein localization to plasma membrane; regulation of myoblast differentiation.